Molecule: messenger RNA, 3814 nt
Organism: Poecilia latipinna (sailfin molly)
Lineage: Eukaryota; Metazoa; Chordata; Actinopteri; Cyprinodontiformes; Poeciliidae
Product: homeodomain-interacting protein kinase 1-like
Exons: 18
Coding region: 336-3782 (1148 amino acids)
Biological process (GO): peptidyl-threonine phosphorylation; peptidyl-serine phosphorylation; smoothened signaling pathway
Cellular component (GO): nucleus; PML body; cytoplasm
Molecular function (GO): protein tyrosine kinase activity; ATP binding; protein serine/threonine kinase activity
Source: RefSeq, a predicted model, not a curated record
UCGUAAAGCUUGCAGCUGAUAUAAGGCCGUGGUUCGUUCCGGAGAAAAGUGGAUUUGGCCACUCCACGGAGGGCGGAUUUUAAGAGCAGAGCAAGCGAUCUUUUAACUAUGAAUUGUACAUAUUUUAGAAGUAGAGUAUUUAAUUUAUCUAGAAAAUGAGAGCUUUGGGCUUUUUCCUGUGGGAAAUCGGCGCUGUAAUGCUGACCAGCUCGCCUUCGACUGAAGAAACAAUGCAGGCCUAGCUAGCGGAGGCUAAUCGGAUAACUGGCCGACCAGUGGGAUUUAAACCGUGGACGGAGCUGUGAUUUAAAGCUGUUGAGGCGACAUAAAACGCAAUGAGUUCACAGCUGCAAGUCUUCUCUCCCCCUUCAAUCUCCUCCAGUGCCUUUUGCCGAGUUAAGAAGCUCAAGGUGGAGAGCAAUGUUUGGGACGUUUCCACCACUGAAGCCUACGGUUCCAUAGCAGGCCAGUCGGCGUACGCAUUCACCCCAGCCAUGGCCGUGCCUCCGUUUGCGCCAUCGCUCGUCUUCCCUCCCGCUGCCACGGGCUCCAGGGGCCAGGUGGUGGUGCGAGCCGCUGAUAGCACAGGUAGCCUUCCUCGCGGGUCCAGUCGACGCGUCCCCGAGCAGGCGACCUCUUCGUCGUACAAUCACGAGACGACGUCGGAAGCGAGGAGCCAGAGGCACGGCCAGAAGAGAAAGCUAGAGGAGGUCAGCGAGGGCAGCGGGAGCGGGUGUGGCAGCGUUCAAAUCCUGGAGGAGCUCUCGGCUCCCGCGGCGACCUACUCCACCCGCACUGGCAGAGGCGGCGGAGGCGGCACAGGCCAGUCCAUACCUCACUCGGCUCCGACCACCAAGAGCAGCAGCUCCAACGGCGAGGGGGAUUAUCAGCUCGUUCAGCACGAGAUCCUCUGCUCCAUGUCCUCCAGCUACGAAGUCCUAGAGUUCCUGGGAAGGGGCACGUUUGGGCAAGUGGCCAAGUGUUGGAAAAGGGGCACCAAUGAGAUCGUGGCAAUCAAGAUUCUGAAGAACCAUCCUUCAUACGCUCGUCAGGGACAAAUCGAGGUGGGCAUUCUGAAUCGGCUGAGUGCAGAGAACGCAGACGAGUACAAUUUUGUGCGCUCGUACGAAUGCUUCCAACACAAGGGCCACACCUGCUUGGUGUUUGAGAUGCUGGAGCAGAACCUGUACGACUUUCUAAAGCACAGCAAGUUCAGCCCACUCCCCUUACGACACAUCAGACCCAUCCUGCAGCAGGUGGCCACAGCACUGAUGAAACUGAAGAGUUUAGGACUGAUCCAUGCGGACCUGAAACCUGAAAACAUCAUGCUGGUCGACCCGAUCAGGCAGCCGUACCGGGUGAAGGUCAUAGACUUCGGCUCUGCGAGUCACGUGUCGAAAGCUGUGUGCUCAACCUACUUACAGUCUCGCUACUACAGGGCUCCAGAGAUCAUUUUGGGCCUGCCGUUCUGUGAGGCCAUCGACAUGUGGUCGUUGGGCUGUGUGAUCGCUGAGCUGUUUUUAGGCUGGCCUCUUUACCCCGGAGCUUCCGAGUACGACCAGAUCCGAUACAUUUCUCAGACUCAAGGCCUCCCAGCUGAAUACCUCCUGAGCGCCGGCACCAAGACCAGCCGCUUCUUCAACCGAGGCCCGGACUCCAGCUACCCGCUGUGGCGGCUUAAGACACCAGCAGAGCACGAAAUGGAGAUGGGAAUCAAAUCGAAGGAGGCCAGGAAGUACAUCUUCAACUGUCUAGAUGACAUGAUGCAGGUCAACCUAUCAUCUCAUUUGGAGGGGACGGACAUGCUGGCUGAGAAAGCCGACAGGAGAGAGUUCAUAGAUCUCUUGAAACGGAUGCUUCGUCUCGAUGCUGACAAAAGAAUCACUCCCACGAAAACGCUGGGCCACCCUUUCGUCACGAUGAGUCACCUAAUAAAUUAUCCGCACAGCUCACAUGUCAAGUCAUGCUUCCAAAAUAUGGAGAUCUGCAAGCGCCGGAGCACGUACGACAGUAGCAAGUCUCUGUACUCCACCAAUGCAGUUCCCAGUGCUGCCGCAGGAAACCUCACUGUUACCUUCAGUAGCCAGCUUAACCAGCAUAACCAGGUGCCUUCUGCAGGGGGUGCGGUGCCUUUGCUGAACUACCAGCCAGCUCUUUACCAACAGGCCACUAUCAACAUUCCUGGUUUGGCUCAACAAAGCGUCCCACUUCCAGCCCGUCCUGCUGGGCUGUGUACCCAGACAGAACCGUUCCAGCAGACCCUUAUUGUGUGUCCACCCUCUACUAUUCAAGGGCUACAACCAUCGAGUAAGAGCUCCAGCUUCCCUGUCAGGGUGGAGAACUCUGUACCUAUAGUACCUCAGAACCAGUCUGCUCAGUCACUGCAGAUCCAACCAAGUAUGCUCACCCAGGGUUCCUGCACACCCCUGAUGGUGGCCACCUUGCACCCACCCCCACCAGGCAUAGCCCCUCAGUAUUCCCUGCCCCUGGGGCUGGGCCCCGGGGUGGGUCGGCCAGCCCUCCUGGAGCACACGGCCACUGUGCUGCAGGCUUGGCCAACUGGUACCCAACAAAUCCUCAUCCCCUCGUCUUGGCAGCAGGUCCCAGGUGUGGCCAUCCAUGGCUCCGCCCACCAGGCGAACGUCACAGAAUCUCCCCUGGAAGCCAUUCACUCGGGCGCCGCUGUGCAGACGGGACAAAGCUGGCGAAACGGAUCUCAAGCCAGGACGCAGCAAGAGAGAAAGAAAGGAAAAGCCCGGUGUGGGGAGAACAGAAACAGGGUUGUAUCCACCACAUCUAUCCUCAGCAGCGGCGUGACCCCGCCCACUUCCUCUGUGGCCCUGUCCCAGCCCAUCGUCAUCUCGGACACCCCCAGCCCGGCGGUCAGCAUCAUCACCAUUCACAGCGACACAGACACAGAAGACGAGCGCAAGUUCCACCCGGCCAGUAUUGGACUGAGCCGAACCGAGCGCACCAACGUGAUCAGCUGCGUCACGGUGCAUGACUCUGACUCGUCCACCACCAGCCCGCUGACCCCGCUGCCUCGCAGCCUGAACGCCGCCGGCCCCCUGUCGUCCCGGCAGCCCAAGUCCCUGGCAGUGGUGGCUCCUUCGGUCAAGAGCCAGACCUUUGAGAGGGCGGCGGCUUCACACGGCCGCGUGGAGACUGGUGCUUACAUGAAGCCAAAAAGAUCAUCCAACCGGCAGCCCUGCAGCUCCGGGGAAAGCCUGGACCGAGCUGCGCUGGUCCCGAGCCAGUCUCACCCUUUGAACCUCAGCCAGGUUCAGUCGGUGGUUUCUUCGUCUCAGGAGCGUUCGUUGGUCUCCCACGGCGACUCCUCUCUGCACCGCCAGCAGACGUUCCCUCCGGCUGUUCCCGCCUCUCACUACAGCUUCCCAGAAGUGACGGCCCUGGCCCCGGGCCCGGCCGCCGCAGCCGCUGCCGCCGCCGCCGCCGCAGCGGCCAGCCUGUACACCUACCCAGCUUCCACGGCGCUCUCCUCGGCUUCCCAGGCCAUGGAGCAGCUGCUCAGCCGGGGCCACGGCAGCCACGGACACUCUCCCUCCGCCUAUGCAGCAACGUACGCCUCAUCUUCGUCGUCCUCCAGGAGGGACUCGGCCGGUCGCAAGGAGUCGGUCAGCAGCCUGCUGCACGGCCUGCCCGCCGCCUACCAGCACCAGUUUGCGGCCGGUUCACCCUACGUCAGCGUGACGCCCCGAGCUGAGGCGUACAGCGCCUACCAGCUGAGCCCCAGGCGCCUCACACAGUACCCCUACCUAUAGGGAACCAAUGCAAUUAUAAAAAAAAAAAAAGG